Messenger RNA from Culex pipiens pallens (northern house mosquito), 1205 nucleotides. RefSeq lists its product as uncharacterized. Lineage: Eukaryota; Metazoa; Arthropoda; Insecta; Diptera; Culicidae. Bases 716 to 985 code for a protein of 89 amino acids. The transcript is spliced from 2 exons. The record is from RefSeq and is a predicted model, not a curated record.
CGCUCAUUUUCUUUUAUUGGCGGGAAGUUUUUUUUUUCCUGCCCUAUACCCUUGAGCUCAUGAUAGUUCCUCGACGUAGAGGCAAACCCAGUCACCAAAUGUCUGUCUGACUCGAUUUGGCAAAUUGAGAAAAUUGUUCUCGCGUCUCAUCCAACGUGGCUUUAUCCAGGAGGGGGUUCUCGCUCGGGUCCUGUGAACAGCCGUCCACAACCCGACUAAAUCCUCGAAUUUUAAACAUUCUGGUUGCGCUUUAUGGGUGACCAUUUAAGCAAAUUUCUCGUGUGACGGCAUUAGCAUAAGGUUGACCUGUGCACUCGAUCGGAAAGGGUGGCUACUUAACGAGAGAAACUGGUAAAACAAACCCAGAAGCCAGAUCUGAUACCUAAGGAUACGCAGAGAAUUAUUUGACGAUUACUGAAAUUAUCAAAAACCAUGACUAAGGUGGCCACCCUGUUCUAACGAAAAACUUUAGCUUGGGCGUUUUCCGUCGAGGUAUUAUCAUUCUAGAGACUUUCGUUUGUUUUUUUCUAUACUAAUAGCAAUUUUCCAGCUCUUCCACCAGCUUAUGUGCAAUUACUUGAAGUUUAGCGGGAGGAAUUAUGGGCAAAUUAUGGACCAUUAGAAUGGACAUUAGAGCCAAUGAUAUAAAGUAACAUCUCAUGCUGGAAGCUUUUCAGUUGAAAAAAGUUUCUUCAAAUCAGCAGAGCAUCAAGCGAUGGAAAAUUCCACUCGCUUUGUGAUAUUUGGAUUGAUUUUUCUGCUGAUUGCCCACCUGGGAGCCACUCAUACGCUGCACCGGGAAAAGCGACAAAUGUACCCAGCCAGCAUGAUGGCCACUGGAAUGAUGCCGGCGAACGACGGUAGUGACCGAGCGAUUCCUGGGCUCAGUGAAAUCCAAACGGCAAUCGAAGUGGCACAAUUCCUGAUCAGGGUCGGCCAGCAGGUGGUUCCGGUUAUACUGGAGAAUAUUACGCCUGCGCCUUGAUAAUUUUAGAGUUUAUUGUGGGAUGGGUUCAAGUUGGAAAAGUGUCAGGAAAAAAUCAAGAAAUAUUGUCGACCUUAGUGAAAGUAUUUGUUACCAAAUGAAUGUUAUUAACAUAAAAUGAAUGUCGAAUAAAUAAUGCAAAUAAGUACCUAGCUAGGGAAGCUCAAGUUUUGCUCAAAAUUCAAAAGAAUUUUGCUCAGUACAAUUAUAAGCCAUGUAA